UCGAACAACAGAUAUGGAAACACAACAUCGACACCAUCAGCAGACAAAGUCUUCAUACACACCGACAAUCAGGCCGCCAUCAGAUCGUCAGCCAAACCAAAGGGGAAGUCCGGCGCGUACCUUCUCAAGACCAUCGCAGAAAAGACACAAGCCCUCUGAGAGCAGGGACUCAAAGUCGAGCUCCGAUGGUCCCACCACGCGUGGCAAACCAAUUGGAAAACCGAGACGCGAGGGAGAACAUCGUUCCGUCUCACGCCGAAGCCGACGAAGGAGGUCCUCGAACUCCACGAAGGCCUCAGUAAACGCCAAAGCGCACUCUUGGUCCAGAUGCGCACGGAAAAGAUCGGGCUCCAGGAUUUCCUCUUCAACCGAAGAGUACCGGGCAUCACCAACGCCAACUGCCCAUGCCGGGAAGGACGACAAACGGAAUUCGGAACCCUCCCAGGACGACACAAUCUCCGGGUCAUACAGAACAAGCGCAAAGCAGCCGCCAAGGCAAUCCGAUUCAUAGAAGAGACCGAGAUCCUUGGGCAACACGGGAUCGAGUCGCACACCAGACGAGACUGUAGGUACGCUGAACCGUUGCACGAGGAGGAAGACCUCAAUGGAGCCUAGACAUGCAUGUACAUUAGCAGAGAACCGCGAACUACACCAGGUGGCAGCCAAGGGUAGUUGAGGUUGGAGAGCAAAGUGGGAAAUUUGGAGACAGCUGGCCAGUGUUUUGCACUGGC
Colletotrichum acutatum is the source of this 731-nucleotide messenger RNA. RefSeq lists its product as uncharacterized. The record is from RefSeq and is a predicted model, not a curated record. Bases 14 to 511 code for a protein of 165 amino acids. The transcript is spliced from 4 exons. Lineage: Eukaryota; Fungi; Ascomycota; Sordariomycetes; Glomerellales; Glomerellaceae.